AUGGCACGCGACCCGAACACGGGUACCCUUUACAUUUCCGACAGCGGUAACAACCGUGUUAUGCAAUAUCUAUAUAAUGCAUCGAGCGGUAAUGUGGUCGCUGGCGGGAAUGGAUAUGGAUUUGCCACCAACCAAUUGGCUUAUCCAUCUGGCAUCUUCUUCGAUUCAUCAUCAAACAGCCUUGUAAUUGCCAACUAUCUUGGUCACAAUAUAGUUCGUUGGACAUUAGGAGCUAGCAGUUGGACUUUAAUUGCUGGUAGUACAAAUGGAGUAGCUGGUAGUUCAUCUAUAAUGCUGAACAGCCCCAUGGGUUUGACACUAGAUUCCUCCGGUAAUAUCUAUGUAGCUGAUUUAUUGAACCACCGUAUACAAUUCUUCACUAAUCAAUCGAAUGGUACCACAAUUGCAGGCACUACCGGGGUAGCAGGAAGCAGUGCAACUCAAUUGAAUACUCCUCAAGGAGUAGCAGUAGACUCACAGCUAAAUCUCUAUGUAGCCGAUUGGGGAAAUAAUCGAGUACAAAAGUUUUCACGCAGCUAA
Molecule: messenger RNA, 540 nt
Organism: Rotaria sp. Silwood2
Lineage: Eukaryota; Metazoa; Rotifera; Eurotatoria; Philodinida; Philodinidae
Source: the annotation of a GenBank genome assembly